Molecule: messenger RNA, 507 nt
Organism: Trypanosoma brucei brucei TREU927
Lineage: Eukaryota; Euglenozoa; Kinetoplastea; Trypanosomatida; Trypanosomatidae
Exons: 1
Coding region: 1-507 (168 amino acids)
Source: RefSeq, a predicted model, not a curated record
AUGCAAAGGUGUGUCCACAUACUCUCCAGGCACUAUCUUGCCCACCACCUCGGAAGUCGUGCUUCUGUAGCUCUGCUUUGCUCACGCGCGUAUUUUGUCACCACACCAUGCCUCUUUGCACGUCGGAUUAAGGGCCGUCGGACAAGGCAUCGUGAACCCGCGGAGGGCGAUUGGCUCUGCCAGUGCGGGGAACCAAAUUAUAAAUCGAAGCGCGAAUGCUACAAAUGUGGGGCGCCGGCCCCUCCGCUCCCACCUGGUGUUCGGCGUCCGUCCCUUCCCGGUGAGGACCCUCACGACUGGGCGUGUCCGUGUGGCCAGAUGAACUUUCGUGGGAGUGUUGUCUGCCAUAAAUGCCAACAGCCAAAGCCGACGCCGCCUCCGCUCCCCGGAAAGGAGGUAACGUUGUGGACGUGCCCAAAAUGUAAGGGUGUUAACAGAAACGUGCGGAAGUUUUGCUUCAAAUGCUCUUCGCCGUCACCACUACUAACGUUCAAGCCCGCUGUGUAA